Polistes canadensis is the source of this 680-nucleotide messenger RNA. RefSeq names its product 60S ribosomal protein L32 (gene RpL32). NCBI's taxonomy places the organism in Eukaryota, Metazoa, Arthropoda, Insecta, Hymenoptera, Vespidae. The coding region runs from base 101 to 505 and encodes 134 amino acids. Gene Ontology annotation, biological process: translation. The record is from RefSeq and is a predicted model, not a curated record. Gene Ontology annotation, cellular component: cytosolic large ribosomal subunit; ribosome. Gene Ontology annotation, molecular function: structural constituent of ribosome. The transcript is spliced from 4 exons.
CUCUUUCUUAUAUUUGAUUCAAGGACUUGGUAACGGGGAACAAACAUAACCUUUUCUUUUUACGAUUUGUGAGAGAACGUAAUUCGUAAAGGAAGUAAUCAUGUCUAUCAGACCAAACUAUAGGCCGACGAUUGUCAAAAAGAGGACAAAAAAGUUCAUUAGGCAUCAAAGUGACCGAUAUGAUAAAUUGAAGCGUAACUGGCGUAAACCCAAGGGUAUUGAUAACAGAGUUCGUAGGCGUUUUAAGGGCCAAUAUUUAAUGCCCAAUAUUGGUUACGGAAGCAACAAGAAGACUCGUCAUAUGCUUCCAACAGGUUUUCGUAAAGUUCUUGUACAUAAUGUCAAGGAGUUAGAAGUACUGAUGAUGCAAAAUCGCAAAUUCUGUGCUGAAAUUGCCCAUGCUGUUAGCAGUAAAAAACGCAAGGCUAUUGUCGAACGUGCCCAACAACUUUCGAUUCGUGUCACGAAUGCCAACGCACGCCUGCGUUCUGAAGAAAAUGAAUAAAUAUUUUUAACUCUUAAUAAAAUAAGAUCUUUUCGCUAUGUACUCGUAUAUCAAUCAAUUACCCUGUUUAACUCUAAACAUACGUUUUUAUAUAAGGAACUAAAGAAAGACAAUAUUACAUACAGCUAUGUAUAAACAAAAUUUUGCAAUCUUUUAAUAUAUUGUUUUCAUAUGA